Messenger RNA from Telopea speciosissima, 4867 nucleotides. RefSeq names its product putative ABC transporter C family member 15. The transcript has 11 exons. Gene Ontology annotation, molecular function: ATP binding; ATP hydrolysis activity; ABC-type transporter activity. The record is from RefSeq and is a predicted model, not a curated record. Gene Ontology annotation, cellular component: plant-type vacuole; vacuolar membrane. NCBI's taxonomy places the organism in Eukaryota, Viridiplantae, Streptophyta, Magnoliopsida, Proteales, Proteaceae. Gene Ontology annotation, biological process: transmembrane transport. The coding region runs from base 143 to 4687 and encodes 1514 amino acids.
AAUGAACACUCUUUUGUUAUAAGGUACUGGGAGGCUUCUCUUUCUUAUCUUAGACCCAUUAGAGCAUCACUAAAUGGAAGACUCUUGAGCCAUUGACAAGCAUUAUUCCUGCUGCUUGUGGAGCAAAGUGUUGCACGCAAAUAUGUUUGGUUUAAACAGUACUGCAACAAAUUUGGAAAUCCUUCAACAUUGGGGAGCACAGGUAAAGUUAAGCUCACCUUGUUUCUGGGAGAAAGUCAGCAUAGUUCUCCAUGUUGGGAUCCUUGGAAGCUUAUUAGCCUAUUUUGUACAAAAAAUUAUAUGUCAGUCAUGCAUACGAAGAUCAAAUCCUACAGAGAAAAGCACAGAGACGUACCCCGUUAUGGUCAAACAUGGCCUCACGUACAAAGCCAAUAUAGGUUGCAAUACUCUGCUACUGGGAAGCCAUUUGCUCAUUAUCCUGAUGUUGUUGAAUGGUUGUGGGACCCAUUGCAAAUCUAAAAAGUCGGUUAUUCUGGAAGAAAUCAUGCAAGUGUCAUCAUGGUUGAUUUCACUAAUUGCAGUUCUAAAUACAUGGAAAACAAGGUCAACAAAACUUCCAUGGUUUCUAAGAGCUUGGUGGACAUGCAGCUUCUCAUUGUCCAUUAUUUUCACAGCUCUUGAUAUUCACUACAUUCUUAUCAAGAAGGGUUAUCCUGAGGUAGCAGAUUACAUUGACUUCUUCAGUCUCGUUCCCUCCACCUAUCUGUUUGGUAUUUCACUAAGAGGGACCACAGGCAUCAGCUUCUUCAAGAAUGGCAUCACUGACCCACUUCUUAAUGGAAAAGCUGAAAAUAAAGCAGAGGGAAAAAAGGAUUCUCUAUAUGGACAGGCUGCUAUUCUCCAACUCAUUACCUUUUCUUGGCUUAACCCAUUGUUUUCAGUUGGGAUCAAGAAACCACUUGAACAGGAUGAUAUCCCAGACGUUGAUACAAAAGACUCUGCUAGGUUCGUCUCCCGUUCAUUUGAUGAAUGUCUAAAUCAUGUCAAGGAGAGUAACGGCAUUGCAAAUCCAUCCGUCUUUUACAAGGCUAUCUUUCUGUUUAUCAGGAAGAAAGCAGCAAUUAAUGCAGCAUUUGCCAUCAUCAACACUGGAGCAUCAUAUGUUGGACCGUACUUGAUUGAUGACUUUGUGAAGUUCUUAAGUGAUAAGAGACAACAGAGAUUAGAGAAGGGGUACUUUCUUGCAGUAGCAUUUCUAAGUUCCAAAAUGGUUGAGACUGUCGCAGAGAGGCAGUGGAUCUUUGGGGCCCGACAACUCGGUCUUCGCCUUCAAGCAGCUCUCAUGUCCCACAUUUACAAAAAGGGCUUACAUCUAUCAAGCCAGUCACGCCAAAGCCAUACUAGUGGAGAGAUCAUUAAUUAUAUGAGUGUUGAUAUCCAACGUAUUACAGACUUCAUCUGGUAUCUGAACAUAAUUUGGAUGUUACCAAUACAAAUUUCCUUGGCGAUCUACAUUCUACAUAUGAAUCUGGGUCUUGGAUCCCUGACAGGAUUAUUGGCAACAGUGAUGGUCAUGGCCUGCAAUAUACCCCUUGCAAGAAUACAGAGAAGGUUCCAGUCCAAGAUCAUGGAAACAAAGGAUGAGCGGAUGAAAGCUACAUCAGAAGUUCUCCGCAACAUGAAGACUCUGAAACUCCAAGCUUGGGAUACUCGGUUUCUCCACAAAAUAGAAAGCCUGAGAAUAGUUGAGUAUAACUCGUUAUGGAAGUCAUUACGGUUGGGAGCCAUCUCAGCAUUUAUCUUCUGGGGAUGCCCCACAUUCAUUUCGGUCGUGACAUUUGGAACAUGCAUGCUUCUGAGAAUCCCACUCACAGCUGGGAGAGUCAUAUCUGCAUUAGCAACCUUCCGAAUGUUGCAGGAUCCAAUCUUCAAUCUACCUGAUUUACUCUCAGUGAUUGCACAGGCUAAAGUUUCAGUUGACCGAGUUGCAUCAUACCUGCAGGAAGAUGAAAUUCAACCAGAUGCAGUUUUUCUUGCACCAAAAGAUGAAUCAGGAUUUGAGAUUGAGAUUGAUAAUGGGAAAUUCAGCUGGAAUCCAGAAUCAAGAAGCCCAACUCUUGACAGAAUAGAGUUGAAAGUGAAGAGGGGGAUGAAAGUGGCCAUUUGUGGGACAGUAGGAUCAGGAAAAUCUAGUAUGCUUUCUUGCGUACUUGGAGAAAUACCAAAGCUGUCGGGAACGGUAAAGAUUAUGGGAACUAAAGCAUAUGUUCCCCAGUCCCCCUGGAUAUUGUCAGGAAAUGUCAGAGAGAAUAUUCUCUUUGGAAAUCCCUAUGACAGUGCCAAGUAUGAGACAACAAUUAACGCUUGUGCCUUGGAAUUGGAUUUUGAGCUUUUCUCCUCUGGUGAUCUAACAGAGAUUGGAGAAAGGGGAAUUAAUAUGAGUGGAGGCCAGAAGCAAAGAAUACAAAUUGCGCGUGCAGUCUAUCAGGAUGCUGAUAUAUAUCUUCUUGAUGACCCUUUCAGUGCUGUUGAUGCUCAUACAGGCACCCAACUCUUUGAGAACUGUCUAAUGGGGAUUCUUAAAGACAAAACUAUACUUUAUGUGACACAUCAAGUUGAGUUUCUUCCAGCAGCAGACCUCAUUCUGGUAAUGCAAAAUGGAAGAGUCAAACAGGCAGGAAGGUUUGAACAACUAAUAAAACAGAACAUUGGAUUUGAAGUUUUAGUUGGUGCACACAGCCAAGCUCUAGAGUCGAUUCUCACAGUCGAAAAUUCAAGCAGAACAUCUGAAAGACCAGUAUCUGAUGGAGAAGUUGAUGCUGAACCAACCUCAACUACAGGGCUUUUGAAUGGUCAGCAUGACUCUGAACAUAAUCUUUCUCCAGAGAAAACAGAAAAUGGAGGGAGAUUAGUACAGGAUGAAGAGAGAGAGAAAGGAAGCAUUGGAAAAGAAGUCUACUGGUCUUACUUGACUGCAGUGAAAGGCGGAGCCUUGGGCCCUAUCAUAAUCCUGGCACAGUCGCUCUUCCAAGUAUUACAGAUAGCAAGUAAUUAUUGGAUGGCAUGGGCUUCUCCUCCUUCAACAGAGGCUGAACCUCUAGUGGGGUUGAAAAUUCUAUUCCUUGUUUAUAUAAUUCUAUCUGUUGGAAGUUCACUUUGUGUGCUGGUCCGAGCCACGCUACUUGCAAUAGCCGGCCUUCUAACCUCACAAAAGCUCUUCACGAAGAUGCUGCAUAGUGUAUUUCGAGCUCCAAUGGCUUUCUUUGAUUCAACACCAACUGGAAGGAUAUUAAAUCGGGCUUCUACAGAUCAAAGUGUGCUAGACUUGGAAAUAGCAGGCAAAUUAGGUUGGUGCGCAUUUUCAAUAAUACGGAUUUUGGGGACUAUCGCUGUGAUGUCACAGGUAGCAUGGCAAGUGUUUGCGGUCUUCAUUCCAGUUACAGCAAUCUGCAUAUGGUACCAACAAUACUAUAUACCAACUGCAAGAGAACUGGCCCGCCUUGCUGGGAUUAAAAGAGCACCAAUUCUCCACCACUUUGCAGAAUCACUAACGGGAGCAGCAACAAUCCGAGCUUUCGACCAAGAAGGCCGUUUCACUAAUGCAAACCUCAGCCUUAUUGAUGACCACUCUAGGCCCUGGUUCCAUAAUGUGUCAGCAAUGGAGUGGCUUUCCUUCAGACUAAACUUACUGUCCAAUUUUGUCUUCGCAUUCUCAUUGGUUUUUCUUGUGAGCAUCCCUGAAGGAAUAAUUAAUGCAAGCAUUGCAGGUUUGGCGGUGACCUAUGGAUUGAAUCUGAAUUUUCAGCAAGCCUCAGUUAUUUGGAACCUGUGCAACACAGAGAAUAAAAUGAUCUCAGUAGAAAGAAUUCUGCAAUAUUCCAAACUCGCUAGUGAAGCCCCUCUGGUGAUUGAUGAAUGCAGACCACCAAACAACUGGCCACAAAUUGGAAAAAUAUGCUUCAAAAAAUUGCAGAUCCGAUAUGCGGAACAUCUUCCCUCUGUCUUAAAAGAUAUUAACUGCACCUUUCCUGGAAGGAAGAAAGUAGGAGUUGUAGGACGGACAGGGAGUGGAAAAUCAACUCUUAUACAGGCAAUCUUCCGAAUUGUAGAACCAAAAGAAGGAACCAUUGAAAUUGAUGAUGUGGAUAUUUGCAAGAUAGGCCUUCAUGACUUGAGAUCCAGGCUUAGCAUCAUCCCACAAGACCCAACAAUGUUUGAAGGAACAGUGAGAGGAAACCUUGAUCCACUGGGACAAUAUUCGGACACCGAAAUAUGGGAGGCUCUAGAUAAAUGUCAACUUGGAGAUCUCGUGCGUGCAAAGGAAGAGAAGUUGGAUUCAACAGUGGUGGAGAAUGGGGAGAACUGGAGUGUGGGACAGAGGCAGCUAUUCUGUCUUGGAAGAGCCUUACUAAAGAGAAGCAGCAUUCUUGUUUUAGAUGAAGCCACAGCCUCUGUUGACACUGCAACUGAUGGUGUGAUACAGAAGAUCAUAAGCUGGGAGUUCAAAGAUCGUACAGUUGUCACCAUAGCUCACAGAAUUCAUACAGUUAUAGACAGCGAUCUUGUUCUAGUUCUCAGUGAAGGAAGAGUAGUGGAAUAUGAUACACCUGCUAAAUUGCUAGAACGAGCGGAUUCAUUCUUCUCAAAGCUAAUAAAGGAGUACUCUCUAAGAUCACGAAGCUUCCUCAGCCAAUCGAAAAAUCAAAAUGCAGGUCUGAUUUCUUAGAAUCUACAAAUCUCAGAAUCUGACUAUCCAAAAUGAGAGAUCAUGUAUUGAGAUGAUAUACCAGAAACAGGAAAAUACAGACAACCGAAUGAUCACCUGCCUUCAGAUGGAGUGAUACAUUUGUAUUAUCUUCCCCAAUACCCAAUCAACAAGAAUAAAGUCAUUUUUGUUUCUCCUUCA